This is a messenger RNA of Didymosphaeria variabile, 1110 nucleotides long. RefSeq lists its product as uncharacterized. Bases 1 to 1110 code for a protein of 369 amino acids. The record is from RefSeq and is a predicted model, not a curated record. Lineage: Eukaryota; Fungi; Ascomycota; Dothideomycetes; Pleosporales; Didymosphaeriaceae. The transcript is spliced from 2 exons.
AUGUCCGCGCUUGGAAGAGAAAACGUAGACGGUGGCUACGUAUAUGGCUCAGAUUCCGAGUUCAUUUCCACAAGCGAUGAGGAUGACGGCUACGCGACCCCCUCAGGCGCGGACUCUGACAAUGAUCUCUCUCGAUUCACGAACUACUUCGAUACUAAUACUGACGAUAAUGUCGACGAAUGGGAAGAUGAAGAGAUCGAUCUUGCCCCAGCCACUGAGGUAGCUCUUACCUCAUCAUUCCACGAUUACUGGUGCCAGUCCAACGAUUUGGUCUUUGACUACAUGUAUUACUGCGAGCCCAUAGUACUCCUGCUUCUGAGCAUGUACUUAGGUCUCUGCGUGGGGUACUUUCUUAGUCCUGGAAGGGACGUACGAGCUUCUGCCCCCGUGCCUACGGUUUUCUCUUCCAUCACGUCCACCGCCUCUCAUCCGGUCACAACAGGCGUUCUGAUUACCGCUACAACUACAACUACGGGAACGAUUGCAUCAGUCAUCUUCACUGCAACUACAACAACUGUCACAGUAACGAUGACGGAAUCGGAUCAAGGUACCGUUUCCGCAACACCGUCUGAAACCUACGACGCUCCUGCUGCCACCAUUGCCCCCUCGCCCGAGGUUCCUUACUCCCCUGAAAGUAAUUGUAUGUUCCUUCGCCGGUGGAGGAGAAACAUUCGGUACGAGACCAGGACAAUGCAAUUAGCUCAACCAAAAUGGCCCGUAUCCAAGUUCGUCGACCGUGUGAUCUUAUCAAUGGAUAGAUUCAUUAGAGACGUCGAGCGGUGUCUGGACAAAGGGAGAUAUCCCCGCACGGCUGGUGAGGACGAUCAAAAUAAGCUACGGCAAGAAUCGCCACGGCAGAAAGACAGGAGACAUCCCGAAAGCUCACAAGCUCCGUUGGAAGAGAAAAAGAACGAGCAGCGCUCUACUCGGGAUGAGCUAGAGAAGAUAGAAGAGGAGUCGAUGCAGAUAGAGACAGCCCUGGAGAGGCUUCGGGAAGAGCAGGCGAGGCUGAAGAAAGAAUAUCAGGAAGAGCAGAGAAAGGCGAUAGGGAACUACUGGGUCGAGUGGGUGAGGCGGAUGAUGAAUGAGGUUGAGGGGCUAGUGAGGUAG